GAGAGAAACAUAUAUACAAAGCCAAUGGUCACGUGGCUGGAAACAUCUAAAUAAGUUGACUUGUUAUUUUACCUUUACUCUACCAGGCAAUUAUUUAAAAUUGAUGAAAUUUAAUUUUGAAUACUGCAAACUACUUGAACCAUAGAUAUAAAGACCUGAACGCUCAAAUGUUGUGAAAACUAUCCAAUUGUUUUUUACUAUUUUCAUGUGAUAGACAAGCUGCUAAAUUAUAAUUAUCCCAACCAUUGCCAUUGCUCAAAGUGGAAAGUACCUAGUAAGUGUAGUAAGUUGCCCCGAGAAUUCCCCAACGGAAUUCCCCAAGGCGAUAUAAUUCCCCUAGCGCUGUGUAUUAUUGCUCGAGUGCUGCGUCUUCACGCGCGAUUCAAGCCAGAGUUCGAUUCAAGCGUAUCCAAGCCAAUUCAAGCGUGAGCUGGAAAUUAUCAGUCGGACUGGGACGGGACAAUCACCAAUAUGACUUCAGUGGAAGCAGGCACUGCCGGUGGUGCCAGUGGUGAUGACGAAUGUAGUGCUCUGCGUGCGUCCCUCCUGCGAUUAAAUGAAGAAAAACGGCAGCUUGAUUCCCGUAUUGCUGCUCUGAGCAACGUUCUCACAUCACAGAACGUCACUAUGGACGAGCCAUUGGUGGAUGCAGAGGGAUAUCCGCGCUCCGACAUCGACGUCUACUCUGUGCGGCAUGCACGAGCACAGCUACGCCGCCUGCAGAACGACUACCGUGCGCUGAUGAGCGACAUCGAGGCUGGGCUGGCGCAGCUGCACGCGCAGCACCGGGAGGCCGGCACGGCGUCGGAGGCGGGCGGCUCGGCCACGCCGCCGGCCGCCUUCCUGCAGGUGACGGCCGUGACAGACGGCUCACCGGCGGCCGAGGCCGGCCUGCGCGCCGGCGACCAGCUGGCCGCGCUGGGCUCUGUGAAUGCCGACAACUUCGGCUCUCUGUCGGAUGUGGCCGGCGUGGUGCGCCACAGCGCCGGCCGCCCGCUGGCGGUGACGGCGCUGCGCGCCGGCCGCCGGCUGAGCCUGCAGCUGACGCCGCGCUCCUGGGCCGGGCCGGGCCUGCUCGGCUGCACCCUGGUGCCCAUCGACAGGCCCGAGAGGUGAACGGCCGCCCUCGGACAGCGAUCGGCUUCUGCUCCGCGGUGGGUCAUCUGAUAUUGGCUCUCGUGCUAUGAGACAAUGAUAUUGUGUUUUGUGCUAAGGGGUGUAAAGGACACACCCUUGCACAUAAGGCGGUGCUAUGGGGGCUGAGCACGCCCGUGGUCGACUCGAUCUUUGAUAAGCUAAGCAUGUUUAUUGCGACAGUCGCAUCACAUGCCAUUGUUUGCGCCAUUGCCAGUGUAGUGCGGGCUCGGGCUUUAUCAGAUACAGCUUGAUGUGUUGAUAUUUAACCUGAUUGCACUUGCAAGCUUACUCUUGGUAUUUUUGAGUGGGAAAUAAUAGAAGGCUUAUAUCUUGGGAAAAGACGCGGGUUUGGAGUCUUUGAGAACGAUAGGUAAUCCUACUUCCGUUUGUUCGAUCGCCCCACCUAAAUUGAUAAGCGCUAUAAUAUAAGUGAUAAGCUCUAAAGUGAUAAGUUUUAUGACAGUGUCCACCUGCAAUGCCAUCCCAUGUAAGAAGUAAUCCUUGGAACUUGACCUUGGAGGAUUUGGAUCUCGCUACGUUUAUUUGGAUUGUCUUGAUGAUUUUUUCGACUGAUGUUUUUUUCGAUGCUGAAACCGUUUCUUUUUUAUGGUGGCCAUGCAAUAAAAAGUACGAAAAGUAGAAAA
Molecule: messenger RNA, 1781 nt
Organism: Amphibalanus amphitrite
Lineage: Eukaryota; Metazoa; Arthropoda; Thecostraca; Balanomorpha; Balanidae
Product: 26S proteasome non-ATPase regulatory subunit 9-like
Exons: 2
Coding region: 472-1116 (214 amino acids)
Biological process (GO): proteasome regulatory particle assembly
Cellular component (GO): nucleus; cytoplasm
Molecular function (GO): protein binding
Source: RefSeq, a predicted model, not a curated record